Hydractinia symbiolongicarpus is the source of this 3424-nucleotide messenger RNA. RefSeq lists its product as uncharacterized. The record is from RefSeq and is a predicted model, not a curated record. The transcript is spliced from 2 exons. NCBI's taxonomy places the organism in Eukaryota, Metazoa, Cnidaria, Hydrozoa, Anthoathecata, Hydractiniidae. The coding region runs from base 156 to 2354 and encodes 732 amino acids.
AAAAUAAAAAAGACUUCAGAUGGUAGCGCUGUGUUUUUCAAGCAAGAUGGUGAACGGUUUCAAACUCAACAAACUCUAAAGUUGCAAUCAGCAAUUGACUACACUGUUAUAAUGGAGAUCACACCACCCAUGGAAUUGUUCAGUUAAAAACAACCAUGAAAGAACCAACUAUAGUUAUCUACCAACGAAAAGAUGUCGAUAAACGUCUCUACAAAAUUUUAGAAAAUUUUGAAACUCCGGAGAUAAAAUUGUGGUUAUGUCCGGAUGAGACUGCUCUCGAGUUCUCCUCCAUGCUCACCGUGGCGAAAAAACAUUCUAAGACGAUUGUUCUGGAAGAAUUUGUCCCGCCUAUUCAUUACAACUGUGUGCUUACCAGCCUCUUGCUAAGCGGACUUAAAAACGUGAAGAGUUUAUCGAAAGUGUUUGAAGCUGUUUGCGACACAAUCCUUUUGUCGAAGGAUUACCAAAGUUACAUGUACAUAAACCGUCCCUUCUGGGAGGCUAUUUUCCGUAAACUGUUUACACUUCCCGAUGUGCAAUUCUUCGAAGCGAUGAUGAUGUACGCAGCAGUUAUUGCUCAGGUCUCUUCACAAUCUGAAAUAAGCGAUAGAGCCCGGGAAGAGCGAGAGAACUUGGUCAUUGUAAGUAGCUCGGAUUUUAAUAUGAUCUUGCGUUAUGUGGAGGCUGAGAAAUACGCGGAUGUAUUUCGUCGCUUACUACAACUACAGGAAAAAAAUAUAUCCUCUCAAAACGGUGCCACCUUUGGACUGGACUACAAUCGCGUGAUGGAACGCUUCUUUGCGACGGAUCUCCACCGUUCUUAUUGGCAAAGAGAUUCGAGCCAUCCUGUUGACGUGAUCGCCAUUUUGAUGUUUACUUUCAUCGCUCAUCCUGAUAUCUUAGACGCGUUGGUUAAUAAAUCAGACGGUGUUAAAGUAUUAAUGGAUGUCUUACGAAGUAAAGCUUGCAAACGCAUGCAUGUUUUGAUUAUGUUCAGUUUUGAUAAUUUAAUUGUUAACACUCAUAUAAUGAUUCCUCAAAUCUUCCGCGGUUUGAUGCGGACAAUAGACUAUUCUUUAAUGUUAAUAUAUGCUACGUCGGACAGUGAGCCGUAUGCACCGAAAGAUAGCUCUCUAAGGAAAAUGUCACAAAAGAUAGUCAUUGAUACUUUGAGACAUCGAGAGAAUGAUUCGGUAGGCACGAAUCAAAGUUAUUUUCAAAAGAUCGAAGUUUUGACUGCGGUGGAUUUAAUCACGCUUGAGCGCCUGCUUUGCAAAGAUGACGCGCACACGUCCAAGUUUUGCGUUGUUCUCACCAGUGAAAUUGUCGUGAACGGAAGCAAAAGAGAUAUUGUUGUAGACUCUGAGAUACCACGUUGUGCUGCUAAAUUUCUAUCAAGUUUGGUUGAUGCAGACACAAAUUCGUCUGACAAUGUGUUUGUCAUAUUGAAGGGUUUAAGUUUAUUUUCAAGGUUAGGAUUGGAAGAUAAAAAAAGACAGGAGAAAUUGAGCAAAAUAAAUGUGGUUGGUGUUGUUGCCAAGUUUCUAACCAAUAACAAUGAGUUAAUAAGAAUUGCAUGUCGGGAAGCUGUAUCUAAUCUGACGGAAUUUUCCCAUGAUGCUCGAGUUGAAGUUUUCAAAGUGAUCAAGUUUAAAAAUGUAGUUACCGAGGCGCAUCAGUAUUAUGUAAAGCGACUGGAAAAGAAACUGACCAUGCGUAAGUUUUGUAACAUAUUGAAGCCUUUGUUCACUAUUAUUCGGAAUGAACUCGAUGUGAAUUGGUUUCUUGUAGCACAAGACGGCUCUGAUAACUCGUACCUCAACAUUGAUAAUGAAACAGCCAACAAAAUUAUGAGAAUAUCAUCAUAUUUUAUCAACAUGCACGAUUUAAGGACCUUAGAUUUCACUUCGUUAUCUGUCUUGAUUACCUCGCGACUGUUGGAACUCGAUAUGAUAAACAUUGAAAAAUUUAUCACCGAUGACUUUCUCUCGAAAGUUUUAAAUCAUUUCGCUGAUAUGAAAGAAGAUGAAAAAAGAUCGUACAGUUUCGCACAAGUUUAUGUUCAAAGGUGUCCUCAACCUGAGAAGGAGUUAAAGUAUAAUGAAAUUGUCUCCUCGAAAGAAGAAGAAGAAUCGAAAGAAACGGAAGCAGGGCGUGAAAACAAACAGUUGGGCGUUAAGUGUGCGUGGCCGCCAUGUUUGAAUUAUGGACGAAACAAAGAAACAAAAGAAUGCGGUAUUGUUUUGAAACCAUUGAAGAAGUGUGGGAAUUGUUUGAUGAUAGCGUACUGUGGACGAACAUGUCAAAAGUUACAUUGGAAAGAACAUAAAAGAACUUGCCAAAAAGAGGACUGAGUUCAAGUUGUACAACAUCUUUUACUAAUAUUCGAAGUAUUUUAGUCAAUAUAUAGUUUUAAAUGCUUUUUUAGGGAAGAAAAACACUGUUUCUUAAAGACCAACAAAUUUCUUUGGGUGGGUUUGAAAGUGUUAAGGGAAAAAGUGUCGCCCGUCUCUGCUUUAAACGGUGUGUUUUUUGAUUGUCGCGCGAUUUUCCUAAUUUUUUUAUAAUUUGUGAUAAAAACAUAAAGUAAUUUAAACCCCCUUGUAUUAUUAAAAUUUUUCAAAUUAUUGAAUAUUUGAUAAAUUAUAUUUUCAAUUUUUGAGCACUAGCAUUUAGAACUAGCUUGUAACACAUAUUUUUUAUAAGAACAAAUAAUGGAAGAACGCGAGGCUUUCAUCGAUCUGAAAUUUAGAACGAUCUUUAAACUUUAAAUGAGUCUUCAGACAAAAAUAACCAAGGAAUGGCUGAUUUGAUCACUUCUUUGUUGGCCCCGAAAAAAAAUAAGAACAUUUUUUUUAACUUUCAGGUGUUCUUAUAAGAAGAGCGUAUAGUGUAGGUUCUUAUUCUCUGUCACUUGAGUUGAAUGUACACUGUAUUUGUCUAUACAAAUACAGUGUACAUUUUAACUAUAUAUGCAUUUUUUUAUUGUAGUUUUUAAACACCUCAGGCAAUAUAUGUUUACGGUGCGCGCAAGCGUGUGCACUCCUUAAUCUGCUUUUUUUGAUGUCACCAAGAUGUUCAGUAUCAAAAAACAACCAUUAGAUUUUAUCAAGUUUAAAGAUGGUUUUGGUUCAGUUGACUACAAAGUCAGUUCACGGUGCGUUUUAAUACUAUCUAACUAUUAAUUAGUUUCAUCAUCAUCAUGAAGACAGUUCUUCAUAUCCUUCUUUUGUAUAUAAAUUUUAAACACGUUGCACACCAUAGAAAUAAACUCAAAUAAGGUCUUUUUCACGAUUUUUUUAUAACAGAAUAUGUACUUAAAUUUUCGAAAGUAAUUUUUUGUAAUUAAAUGCUUUAUAUGGCACUUUUUGGAUGAUCAUUUAAAUGUAGCUAAUGAAGGAGAAAUGUACUUGUUAUUUGUUUA